AUGUCGACUACCCAGGAAACCGUAUUAGUUAUCGGCGGUACAGGCGCUCAAGGAGUGCCCGUCGUCAAAGCACUGGCAUCGGAUCAUAAAUAUGCUGUCCGCGUCAUCACAAGAAAUCCUUCCUCGAAGGAUGCCAUUGAACUGGCAUCAAUUCCCGGAGUGACGUUAUUUGAAGGAAAUGCUUAUGAUGAACCGACACUCCGCGAGGCGUUUAAAGGCGUCCAGUAUGUCUUUGCCAAUACCAAUGGGUUUGCUAUUGGAGAAAUGGCAGAGAUAUAUUGGGGUAUUCGGAUAUAUGAACUUUCUCGGGAAUUUGGAGUAAAGCAUCUUAUAUAUGCUGCUCUCGAGUAUGCAUCGAAACUCGGAGAUUACGACGCCAAAUACCGCUGUGGCCAUUUGGACGGCAAGGCCAAAGUCGCGGACUAUAUUUCUGCACAGCCAACAACUCCUAUGGCUUGGACAGUCCUGACCUCUUGUUUGUAUAUGGAAGGGCUCUCAGAAUUCUUGCAGCCUUUACCAGAUCGCGAAGAUCCAAGCACGCUUGUCUUUGCUGCUCCUUUGGGACAAGGAAAAUUGCCCCUCAUCUAUCUUGAGGACUAUGGCCAAUAUGCUAGGUGGAUUCUUGAUACACCAUCCAAGAGUAAUGGUAUACAAUUGCACGUUGCUACGGAAGAUAUCGCUUGGAAAGACCUUGCGGCUGCUUUUACAGAGGUCACUGGCCGAAAAGCUGUAUACAAGGACCUCACAUUAGACGAAUACUUCAAACUCCCGGUAUUUUCGAACCCGGACAUGGUCUUGGGCCAUUCCACUAAUAAGGAGAAUCCCACUCUAUUCACUUUCCGUGAGAACUUCUCGGGCUUUUGGAAUAUGUGGAAGGAUGAUUUAACAAAAAGGGAUUACAAGUUGUUGGAUGAGAUUUUGCCUAAUAGAGUGAAGAGUGUGAAGGAAUGGAUGGAGAAAACGGGAUAUACCGGAAAACCGUCUUCUGUUCUCAAAGAUUACCGGGACGGUUUUGGAAGCUUCAAUGCUUAA
Messenger RNA from Trichoderma asperellum CBS 433.97, 1032 nucleotides. RefSeq lists its product as uncharacterized. NCBI's taxonomy places the organism in Eukaryota, Fungi, Ascomycota, Sordariomycetes, Hypocreales, Hypocreaceae. Gene Ontology annotation, cellular component: nucleus. The record is from RefSeq and is a predicted model, not a curated record.